Messenger RNA from Pelobates fuscus (common spadefoot toad), 1360 nucleotides. Its product is annotated as carboxypeptidase O-like. NCBI's taxonomy places the organism in Eukaryota, Metazoa, Chordata, Amphibia, Anura, Pelobatidae. Gene Ontology annotation, molecular function: metallocarboxypeptidase activity; zinc ion binding. The coding region runs from base 144 to 1355 and encodes 403 amino acids. The record is from RefSeq and is a predicted model, not a curated record. Gene Ontology annotation, biological process: proteolysis. The transcript is spliced from 11 exons.
UAUACUACGGCAUCUGCCUGGUGGGAGUUUUUGUGUAUGAAGCAUCCUGUGUAAAUGUUCAAUAUGAUGGAGAUCAGGUCCUAAAAAUCACCCCGCAGACAGAUGCUCAUGCUCAAUACCUGAGAGAAGUAGCUGAAAAGUGGAUGCUUGAUCUAUGGCAGCCAGACAUGACUGAAGAUAUAGCCACAUUAAGGGAGAUUCAUGUGCGGAUUCCAUAUUCUCACGUUGAGGAAAUGAAAGAAAAACUUCUCCAGCAAGCAAUUCCUUUUACGAUCAUGAUUGAAGAUGUACAAAAACUAAUAGACAAAAGUACUGUGACUGACCGCAAAAUGCAGAAAAUAUCAUUGGAAAGCUAUGACUAUAAAAAGUAUCAUCCAAUGACAGAGAUCUAUGAAUGGAUGGAUGAGGUUAAAGAAAGACAUGGUGAUCUGGUAACGCACCAUUAUUUAGGAAGCACAUAUGAACAUCGGCCAAUCUAUUAUUUCAAAAUUGGAUGGCCAUCAGACAAGCAGAAAAAAGUUGUUGUUAUUGACUGUGGAAUUCAUGCUCGUGAAUGGAUUGCUGUUGCUUUUUGCCAGUGGUUUGUAAAAGAGAUCCUUGCUAACCACAAAAGUGACCGCAUACUUCCGAAUGUCCUCAGCCAAGUUGACUUCUACGUCAUACCUGUCGUAAAUGUUGAUGGGUAUAUAUACUCCUGGACAAAUGAGCGCCUGUGGAGAAAAAAUCGAUCACCACAAGGAAAUGGAACCUGCUAUGGUGUAGACCUAAACAGAAAUUUUAAUUCACAAUGGUGUUCUGUUGGUGCUUCUAGAAAUUGCUCUAGCCUUACUUACUGUGGUCCAGAAGCAGCUUCAGAACUUGAAACAAAGGCACUGGUUUCUCUUGUUGAACGACAUAGACCUAACAUUUUAAGUUAUCUCACCAUUCAUUCUUAUGGACAAUAUAUCCUACUUCCUUUUGGCUACAAAAAAAAUGAAUCUGAAAACCAUAAAGAAUUGACAGAGGUUGCAGAAAAGGCUGCAGCAAAAUUAAAGGAAAAACAUGGCAAAGUAUACACUGUGGGCUCAUCAUCUGUUGUGUUGUAUGAUAAUUCUGGGUCCUCAGCGGACUGGGCUGCUGACCUUAAAAUAAAAUUGGCCUAUACCUUUGAACUAAGAGAUAAUGGAACGUAUGGCUUCCAGCUACCAGAAAACCAGAUUGAGCAAACAUGUGAAGAGAACAUUAUAGCUGUGAUGUCCAUGUUGGAAUAUAUCAAUGAAAAAUACCUUGAAAGUAAUGCAGUGAUUCUCUCUUCAUUUUGGUUAAAUACACUCCUUUCAUGUGCUGUGUGCAUGUAUUAUACACUAAUCCAUUAACUGUA